CAACCUUGAACGGUUGUUGCUAAGUAACGGGAGAGACGCCCAGUCAACAUCUGAGCGCAGGAUGGCUGAGGAAGAAGUUGAGAAGAUUAUUCAUCACACCAAGCGUAUUUUUAUCAACAACGUUGACUCCUAUGCCUCGAAAUGUAUCGCAAAGUUCUUGUCUGCCUGUGUAGUGGGGGCGUCCCUGGUGGAGACUGACGAGACAGAGGUGGAGGAAGGGGAAGAGAGGCUAUCAAAAGAUGACCAUCCCAAAGUCAAAGACGGAACCUUUCAAAUUGUCGGAACUAUUGCAAACAAAAACGAAAGAAGACCAAGUUAUGUGUUGGAUGAAUAUUUUCAACUGAAAAGGGAAGAACUCCUGGAGCGCCUGAUGGAGUGUGGUAUCAUAAUUUACAACAUCACGGAGGAUGCUGACCAGAUGGACGAGGCCUCUUGGGCAAUCUCGGCCCUUCAUGCUGAGAUGGCCAGGUUCAGUCAGCCAAAGAUGUUCAUCCUCAUAUCAACUGUAAUGACCUGGGCUCUCAGCAAGCCUGUCGAUGCGGAUGACCCUGAGAUUCCAUUCACUGAGGAAGACUACAGGAGAAGAAGAGCCCAUCCCAACUUCAAAGAGCAUAUCAACGUUGAAAAACUUGUGGUCAAAAUGGGAAAAACGAAAAGUUCAUUGCUCUCCACAUACGUAGUGGCCUCAGGAGUUCAGUAUGGAAUGGGAGAGCAAGUCUUCCACUUCUUCUUCAAGACAUCUUGGUUGGGAGACUUGCCCAAAGUCCCUAUCUUUGGAGAAGGCACCAAUGUCAUUCCUACUAUUCACAUCAAUGACCUUGCAGGUGUGAUCCAGAAUGUAAUUGACCACAAGCCAAAACCACAUUACUUAGUCGCUGUGGAUGAUUCCAAGACCACUAUCGAUGACAUUGUAAAGACAAUAGCCGAUGUGGUGGGGCCAGGAAAGACCAAGAGAGUGCCAAAAGAGGAUGCUUUUCUCACUCGGGAUUUGAGACAAAUGGACAUCGAUGCUCUGUUUGUCAACCUUCGGAUUGAGGCCGUCUACCUGAAAGAGAGCUUCAACAUCCACUGGGUGUGUGAGUCUGGUCUCAUAGACAACAUUGACCGUGUUGUGGAGGAAUACAAGCAAACCAGGGGCCUGCUGCCCAUCCGCGUGUUUAUCAUGGGCCCUCCAGCGGUGGGAAAGAGCACAGUAGCAGAGAGGAUCUGUAAACACUACAAACUGCACCACAUCAGACUCAAGGAAACUAUCACUGAGACCCUUGCACACCUGGAGUCUAUCAUUAGGAUGGAGGACGGAGAGACUGAGGCAGAGGAUUCUGCCACCUCAUCAGAACUCCUGGAGACUUUGAAGGAGAACAUGGAUCAAAAUGGAGGUCGACUGGAUGACCAGUAUGUGAUCAGGAUCAUGAGAGACAAGCUGAAGUCAAAGCUGUGCAGAAACCAGGGUUUUGUCCUGGAUAGCUUUCCCAAGACAUAUGAACAGGCCAAGGACCUGUUCUAUGCUGAUGAUGAUGAGCCAGAGGAUACGAGGUCAAAGAUCCCUCCAUUCAACAAGAAGAUAAUUCCAGAGUUUGUGUUCUCCCUGGACUCCUCCGAUGCGUUCCUGAAGAACCGUGUCCUGAACCUCCCGGAGAGCCUGGUGGAGGGAACAUCCUAUUCCCAGGAGCAGUUCCUGCGCCGCCUAGCCAGGUUCCGGGAGAGCAACGUGGAGGACGAGACCGUCCUCAACUACUUUGAAGAGCUAGAUAUUCACCCGGAGCACAUUGAGAUCACCAGCAGUGACGACCAGGAGUACCUGGUGGUGACAGAGAGGAUCAUCAAGUCAGUGGGCAAGCCUAAGAACUACGGCCCCACCAGCCAGGAGCUGGAGGAGGAGGAGAGGAGGAGCGCAGACCGCCGGCUGAGAACGGAGGCCCAGAAGAGGGCUGACACAGAGAGGCGGGAGACAGAGGAGGCCCAGCAGAGAGCAGCCCGCUGGGAGGAGUGGAGUAAGUGUCUGGAGGAGGUGAAGAAGCAGGAGCAUGAUCUCCUGGAGGUCCAGGCUGUUCCCCUGAGAAACUAUCUGAUGAAGAACGUCAUGCCCACUCUCACCCAGGGCCUCAUCGAGUGCUGCAAGACCAGGCCUCAGGACCCUGUUGAUUUCCUGGCAGAAUAUCUCUUCAAGAGCAACCCCCAAGUGGAGUGAAAUGGGACUUGUCUUUCAGGAUUUCUAACCUCAUAUCAGUACCAUCUACAAUGCAGGAUUGUACUCACAUCAUAUUUAAAAGUGAUUUAGUAAAAGCCUUUUCUCACCAGAAGAGUUUUUAUUUUGAUUAUAUUUAGGGGAGAUUCUUAUACAUUUACAGUAUAUUGUAGCUGUGUUAUAUGAUUUCCCCAAUAACGUGAUUACAACACAAUUGUAAAAGAUGCAAUGAAGCCAUGAUGUUCAACUCCUAACAUUUCAACUUAGUGAGUUUACAUCAAAAGUAACAUUUAGACACUUUAAACGUGUGAACUGAAAUGUUACUUUUGAUGUAAACUCACUAAACUCACACUUGGUUGCAGACAUAUUUCAGCCAUAACAUUUUAGGUGGCCCUCCCCCCAUUUCAUGCUGUGACUUUGAUAAACUCGAUUAGUAAAUUAUGUCAUUCCCUGCCCUGUUUUGUUGACACACAGCUUUGUUUGUGUUGUUUUCUGCAGACCAUUACUUAAAAGCCCUGAAAACUGGAGGAAAAAAAAGCCUGACUGAAGCCAACAGCUAAUUAACAUGUUAAUUUGCGUAAUGAACUUGGGUGCGCUUGGUAACUUAAAAGUAGACCCAGUCGGGUCAUAAUGACUUUGAUUUGGCUUGUGAUUUCAAAGGAUAAAUGUUAAAAAUGGCAGCUAAUUGCGUCACUCUCUCAUGUUUCCACUCGCAGCUCUAAGUGUACAUAAUUAGCUGUACUGGAACACCAAAUUAUUUCAUUGUACAUGCUUAAUCACCACACUGGGAAAUCACUUUGUUUGAGAACAUUGUAGCGCGAGCCACAACAACACAACACAAUUUCAAGCUGUGUUUUUAUAUUUUCCAUUUUGAGAUGUAGGCGUAAAUCAAACCACAGAUUUGAGGUAAAAAUAUGCAUUUUACUUUGACUUUUACAGAAUUUCCCCCUCAAACUAAAUACGAUGUACUUGUCUUUGUUGUUGAAAUUGUUUUCUGAUCCAUGCAAUUGUUGGAGAGGAGACAAGGAGAGAAGAGGAAGCCACAAAAUACUAUAGAGAUGCAUCCUUUGUAAUAGAGACUGGUGUCAUGUCCAAUAUCAUCCAACAGGGGUCAGUCUCUACUGCUUUUGAAUGGCAGCAUUAUAACACUAGGUGGCAGCCUUGCCUCAGCUAUGGGCUAAUUGUGAUAAUGUUGUUUUUUGGCUUUACCAAUAACAACAAUUAUACACUAGACAUUGUAUUUUAUUUGUGUAUAUAUAUAUAUAUGUUUAAUCAUAAAUAGAUACAUCCAUCUUUACCAUAAAGAAAUUCAGCACAUUACAGCACAUUACCCAAUUUAAGCAGUUAUAGCUUACUAUAUCACAGGGUCAAUAUGCUGAGCUGCAGGUGGACAGAAUCCACUGUGUGAUGCUGGUCACUGUUCCUUAAAGCCACGGAGGAAUGUCUCUUUCACACACACACACACACACCAUGAGCCGAGGCCUUAACUUGGUGGGGAAAUUUUCCCCCAGAAAACCUUGCCUCAUUGGCGUUCAGAAAGAAAAUGUGUUUUGUUGCUUAGGAACAGUUUGCCUUCCGUCUCUGCGGGUGGUCUCCUUGUGAAUAUCAUUAUGUGCCCCUCGAGUCGGGAGGACGACACAUUUUUCUUUUCUGCCAAUAUUUAUUGUCUGCUCCACUCACUGUCGGGAGGUCUGGAAAAUGCUUUCAUUGAUUAAAGGGGGUGCUAGGCAGGCGAAGUCUGUGAGAGACGUCACCUACCUUUAUAAUAAUUUGUCAACAUUAUAUUUCUAGAGGACAGCUUCAAGCUUACAGACAAUAUUGUUUUGCUUUGCUUUAUGGGGAAAUCUGCAAAGACAAUCGAAUUGCUAAAUAUUACAAAAACACAACUAUAUUAA
Messenger RNA from Oncorhynchus masou masou (cherry salmon), 4080 nucleotides. RefSeq names its product adenylate kinase 7b (gene ak7b). Bases 62 to 2188 code for a protein of 708 amino acids. Gene Ontology annotation, cellular component: cytoplasm. The record is from RefSeq and is a predicted model, not a curated record. Gene Ontology annotation, molecular function: ATP binding; nucleoside diphosphate kinase activity; AMP kinase activity. Gene Ontology annotation, biological process: nucleobase-containing compound metabolic process. The transcript has 18 exons. NCBI's taxonomy places the organism in Eukaryota, Metazoa, Chordata, Actinopteri, Salmoniformes, Salmonidae.